This is a messenger RNA of Trypanosoma cruzi, 2763 nucleotides long. RefSeq lists its product as uncharacterized. The record is from RefSeq and is a predicted model, not a curated record. Lineage: Eukaryota; Euglenozoa; Kinetoplastea; Trypanosomatida; Trypanosomatidae. The transcript has a single exon. The annotation marks the transcript as partial.
AUGAGCAGCACCGUGUGCUGCAGUUCUUGCACUCCUGACGACACGCCGCUGCAGGCGAUACGUUACUUCCCAGCCUCCACGUCCAGAAUGGAUGCCGAUAGCGCCGAUGAUAUCAGGGCCCGUGGGCCCAGAAAAAACAAGCAAGAUGAGGAAAGGAAAAGGCAGGCGCAAGGGGACUCCCAUGUGAAGUUGAAGUAUUUAGAAUCUUUUGACGCAUACGAAGACGACGUUGAAGAAGACGGAAGUCAACUCCACCGCCACCGUCAGCAACAACAACAGCAGCAAAAUUCUAGUGACUUCCUUUUGAGCGUUGGAACUGGCAUGAGUGCCGGACGAUUACAGGUGCGUUGCGACAAUUGUUUUCAGUCAGGAAUUGGUCGUUCCGGUACGUCGAACUUCGUUGAUUGGCAACAACAGAAGGAGCCACGUUUUGAGGAGCCGAAAGAUCUUGUGACAUCGGCAUUAUCAUACCAGGUGUGGAGGUAUGAAGCGCCUGAUUCCCACACCAACAGUCUUGAAGGAAAGGUUAGCACGUCGUUGAAGUGUGGGAAGAACGAGAGUGCCUCAUUGGGAGUAUGUCGGUGGAAUGAUCGCAGUAAUCACGUUGCAUGGCGGUGUUCAGACGACGGGAAUAAUGAAACCAUCAACAGCUGGGGAGAGAAAACAUCACUACUUCUAAAUUCACAGAAGAAGUCAUGUGUAGCACCAAAGUCCCCAAACAUGCGAAGUGUGAAGAUGGAACUUUGCAGCCUCCAUGGCGUGUAUAGAGAAAGGGAGAAGGAGCAGCGGCAGCAGCAGCAACAACUGCAACAUUUCCUUUUUUCCUCACACACGAUGAAUGAUGGAUUUGAAACUUCGCAUGUUGACAGCGUCAAGGGGCGAUGGUUACGAUGGAGAAGAAAAUCAAAGUCGUUCGCGGGAGCAGGUGUCCAGACCGAUUCCAUGGCAUUGGCGGAGUCAACAAGAAAAACAACAAGAAUAAGGGAAGCUGUAGGCAUUGGGUAUUUGUUGGGCGAUCAUGCGCCGCGCAUGGGCGACAUGUUGCGGCUGUUUUUUGUUCCCGGUGCGAUUGAUUUGGAGGAGCGUGACGUGCGACGAUGGAUCUGCAGUGUAAAUCAGACCCGCCGGCACGGUUUUCUCCUGCCCGAACUGCAGGGUAUUGAUGCGGGGGCACAAUUUCAAGAGUUCACCCAACCAAAAACGGCUUAUAUGAGCGGCGAAGCAGCGGAAGGAAAUUCGGGUGUCGUCUCCUCACCACCGGCCAUGGCAGCUGCGGCGGAGACAAGGCGAGGGCAAAUGGAUAAUGUAUCGGUUAGCCGUGCUGCCGCUGAUGUGUAUACGCGGCAGAAGGAAGUUGAGUCCAUUAGUUUGGACCCUGCAAGGGUACCCGGCAGGUUUCUUGAAGACAGGGAAAAACUAGAUGCAUAUUGGGCGGGAGAUGAAAGCGGCAGAAGUAAUAAUGAUAAUUCGGAUGACCAGAUGAGUGGGAUGAAGCAGCACUCACGGUAUUGGAGUAACGAUUGGAGAAAAUACUCCAUGGAGGCAUAUGCUAUGGAAAUAUGUUCAAUGGCAUCAUGUAGGUCUGUGCAACAAAACAUUGACAACUGUUCUGUUAGUAGUGAGAAUAGGAAUUAUGACAACGGUACUUCUUUGGCGCCUUCGUCCUUGAGAAACAACUCUAAAAAGGAUGAAGAAAAAGCAUUUGGCAUGCGAUGUCUACAUGGAGGAAACGACGGUGUUUAUUAUUGCAACGAUCAUGAUUAUCAAAAAGAAGAACAACAAGGAAAAUUCAUGACAAAUGAUAAACGACCUGCAAUGGACGGUGCAUCGGCUUGGGAGAGAGGAAUUAUGGAUGAUGAUGGUUGUGGCAUAGGCAAUGACGACAGGGAUACCCGUGUAAAUCAACAAUGUAGAGUGAAAGUCUCUAUUGCCGCUCUUAAAUCACAUUUUGUUAUCAUGGCAACUUUCAUGCCGCUGGCGUUGUUUAUUGGACUUUCGGUACUUACUUCCGCCAUCGUUAUCUCAGGCCUUCUUGUUGUGGUGGUGGCGUUGCUGCUUGGUGUACUGGUGUACCGGCAUAUCGUGGCACUUUACUCCUUGUGUUUUUCCCAGAACUUGUGGCCCACCAUUCCAUUGGGUUGCAGCAGGAGACAUAAUAAUGAACGACGCCGUAGCCUUGACGCGUCCCCUGAUGGCAGUUGGUUGCUCAUGUCCCCGAGUCUUCUUGAACUCACGCAUCGUUUUGGUGGACGGUGGAUGUACCUCGUGACGAAACUGUUGUACAUGGGAGCACUGCUUGCCGCGGCUAUCUUAUUUAUGUCCUUUGGUUUUACGCUGACCGGUGGCGCAGCGGCAAUCAUUUGCACCUUGUGGGAUCACUCGACGUUUGAAACCCUUUCCAUGACGGACUCAUCGCAGGGAUGUCAAAUUGGACCCAAACCUCGCUUUCUGGUUCUGUUCCCAUUUCUCGCCCUCGCUGUGUGCUUUGCAGGCCCAACUGCCGCACGUAGCCAUUUGUGUUGGUGGGAAACAGGCAUCUUUAGACUUGUUUCCCUGACUGUCUUUGGGCUUCUUUUCUUUACAAUGCUUACGGUGCAAUUGGUAUGGACGCUUAAACACUCACCCAGCGUGUUUGAUAUCCCGCUUCGCUUCAUUGUGGAUCACGCGUGGGGUCGCCGUGUGCCAAGUCUUUGGUGGCUGCAGGACACCGUGAGCCAGGCUGAAUUUUGGACGGAAUGGCAGGUUCUGGCCUACAUGGUGUUG